Suillus paluster is the source of this 666-nucleotide messenger RNA. RefSeq names its product methyltransferase domain-containing protein. The record is from RefSeq and is a predicted model, not a curated record. The transcript has a single exon. Lineage: Eukaryota; Fungi; Basidiomycota; Agaricomycetes; Boletales; Suillaceae. The coding region runs from base 1 to 666 and encodes 221 amino acids.
AUGUCCGCAUCUAAAGUCACCGAAAUCUCUACCUCCACAGAUGAAUAUGAAUUUACGCCAACGCAAAGCUGGUUUGCCAUCAAUAUUCCAUACUGGAAAAGCCUCUUCCCAUUAGUUGCUUCGGGUGAGCCACGCGUCCUAGAGAUUGGGUCCUGGGAGGGGCGCUCGGCAGUGUUUCUGCUCACUACACUCUGCGCCCAACGCGGGGAGAUAGUCUGCAUUGACCAUGUCGAUCUUAUGCACACCCACGAGGGACGUGAGCGCCACCGCAAGCUCACGCAGAAUCUCGCACGAACGGGUCGCCCAUUCCGCAUGCUCCCCCAGUUCAGCGUCCCGGCACUUUAUGCACUCCUCAAAGAGGAAAUGUUAAAGGACGCGGGCGCUGGAUUCGAUUGGAUAUAUGUGGAUGGGUCGCACCGCGCAGAUGAUACUCUCCUUGAUGCCGAGCUUGCAUGGCGCCUUGCGCGUGAGGGAUGCAUAUUCAUUUUCGACGACUAUAACUGGCCUGAGCAGCCUGUUGAAAGCAUUGAGCAUCCCCGCCGCGGUAUUGACGCAUUCCUUGCGCUGCAUGCAGGGGAGUAUGAGCGGCUUUCUGAAAACCCAGAGCAGUACCAGGUGGUUCUGAAGAAGACUUGCAAGAUGCGGAUAGGAUUCCUUCUAGAGUAG